This is a messenger RNA of Temnothorax curvispinosus, 2483 nucleotides long. It is a transcript of the gene Atac3, whose product is annotated as GA-binding protein subunit beta-2. Bases 249 to 1841 code for a protein of 530 amino acids. NCBI's taxonomy places the organism in Eukaryota, Metazoa, Arthropoda, Insecta, Hymenoptera, Formicidae. The record is from RefSeq and is a predicted model, not a curated record. Gene Ontology annotation, biological process: positive regulation of transcription by RNA polymerase II. Gene Ontology annotation, molecular function: transcription cis-regulatory region binding; protein binding. The transcript is spliced from 8 exons. Gene Ontology annotation, cellular component: nucleus.
UAGUAGCUCGUCGCACACAUGGGAAACGCUUUUACCACCUGAGCCGGACGGGCGCUAGGAAUGGCGCCAAUGCGCCGCCAUUUUCAUGAAACUUUACCGUGACCGUAAAUCGAAGACUGUUGACGGGGAAGAAUUCCAGCGGACGCCACGCGCCCGUCGGUGGAACGUCGAAAAAAAUCGCGAGAAAGGCGAGAAUAAUGCGCUGGUCAGCCCACUUGCACGAAGGGGACUGAGCUGGAUAAUCAAGAAUGCAAUCUGUGCAAGAGAGCAUAUGUGCCAACGAUAUCGAAGGCUUGGACGCGGAUACCCUCAUACCCGUGGGACUCUUGGCUUGCGAUGUCUCCUCUCACUCGAGACCGCAAGAUGCCUCGACUAUGGUGGAACUUGGAAAGCAGCUUCUACAUAGCGCAAAGAAUGGUGACACCGAGGCUGUCCGUGAGCUCAUGUGUAGGGGCGCACCAUUUACAACAGAUUGGCUUGGCACAAGUGCGCUCCAUCUCGCCGCACAGAACAAUCACAUAGAGACUGCUGAAGUUUUACUUCGAGCAGGAAUAUCGAGGGACGCUAGGACAAAAGUCGAUAGAACUCCCUUACACAUGGCAGCGUACGAAGGCCAUCAUCAGAUGGUACAAUUGCUGCUUAACUAUGGAGCUGAUGUCAAUAGCAGAGACAUGCUGAAGAUGACUCCACUGCAUUGGGCAGUAGAACGUGAACACGUGGAUGUAAUGCACAUACUAUUAGAUCACGGAGCUGAUACAGAUGUAACUAGUAAAUUUGAGAAAACUCCAAUCAGUCUUGCAUUAGAGCAUGAUAGGUUAGACUUAGUGGACAUAUUACAACAGGAAAGAGUGCUAAUGGGUAUUCAACAGAAUCAGAUUAAUUCUACAGAAUUAGAAGUAGCCACGAAUAAUUUAGUACAAUUAGAGACGGAGAAUAAUAGCAAAAGUUCGAUAAUACAGGAGGAGGAACAACAAAAGUUUCAAAUAACACAGCAGCAACAAUCUCAGCGUAAACGUAAACUUUCUCAAGCGCAAAUUGAAAAGAAACAAAAACUGAUCUUUCAACAAAUUUCUGUAUCGCCAAACAACACAGAUGGCGAACAGGAAAAAGAAAUUGAAGAUGUUGAGAUGAUUAAUGCAAAUAAUAUUAUAAAUAGUAAGAAACAUAAAGAUAUUAUGUCGAUAGGCAAGCAGUUUAGGUUAUUAGAAGCACAUGGGAUCAGAAUGAUACCCGUAGAUGAUGAUCCAUCUAUUGUAGAAAAAGCAAUGGAAAGUGGGAGAACGGUAGUUUUAACAGAAGCUGGAAAAAUUGCUUUGAAUUUGACGAAAGGUACGCCAAUUAAACGCCUUCAAGUCGCUUCGCGGAAGGGAACGUCAAGAAAACUUGUAACAAUUAGAGCAGAUCAACUUCAAUCAAAAAUCUUAAAUCCAAAUUCUAAUACGUCUACCACUACGUCACGGAGUCCAAAUAUUUUGAAAAAGUCUGCUGUUGAUAACAAAGCAACGAAAUUAUUGGUUGCAACGGUUUCUAACACUCCAACAGCAUCUACUGUCACUGAAAUCAAGAAUUCCGUUUCGACAAAAGAAAAAGUUACGAGUUCCCCGGCAAAGGUUACAGAAUCAACAAUUUUACAAUUAGGCGAUGAUGUUGAAGAAAUUACUGAAGAUGAUAAUCCAGAAAACAGCGAGCCAGUAACGGAUAUAGCGGUAUUAAGUAGACAAUUGGCAGAAGCGCGAAGACAAGCCGCCGAAUAUCGUAAGCAAUUGCAAGAAAAAGAGAAGGAAGCGGAAAUAUAUAAACAACAACUCAAGAACAUCACAGCGCAAAUAGCAUCUAAGUAAUUUUGUACAGUUAUAGAUUUCAUAUUCGGUUUCACCAUUUGCAAAUCGGAUUUCUUUUUUAUAUCAAAAGACUAUUGAUUUUUUACAUAUAUUUGAUUGAUAACCUUUGAUUUUUUUACAUAUAUUUUUACAAUGUAUUAAAAUCUUCUCAAUCCUCUUUUUGUAUCUGAAUUUUCACAGAUGCUAGAUAACAAUUUUCAUUACUAACACCGAGGUUUUGUAAUGAAUACCUAUAAGAAACUGAAAGUUCCCUACAUACUUACAAGAUAUUUAGCAAUGUUUAUAAACUUAUUUCCUACUUUAAUAUGCAUGAGCUCUAUUUCUUUUAGUAUGUGCAAAUGUUAUAAAAGAGAAAUAAAUAAAUAAGUAUUUUAGUAAGAUUGAGGAUAAAUUACGGCCAGACGUGUGAAAUUUGCGAAUAUAUGAAUCAUUUUGCUUUCCACACAAUGUAUCAAUAUGUUUUUCAAAUAAUUCAUAUAUACAUAUAUACAUAAAAUGUGUGAGACACUAUAACUUAAAUUAUCUUUCAUAUUUUAGAAGAAAAAUAUUUCAAAUAAAUAUUAAAGAAGUUGCUUCAUUUUUUUAAAGAAACAUCAUUUAAAUAGAUAAAGAUGCUUCCAAAUUAUAAAUUUGAUAAAGUGU